Molecule: messenger RNA, 5790 nt
Organism: Achroia grisella
Lineage: Eukaryota; Metazoa; Arthropoda; Insecta; Lepidoptera; Pyralidae
Exons: 1
Coding region: 1-5790 (1929 amino acids)
Biological process (GO): DNA integration
Molecular function (GO): nucleic acid binding
Source: RefSeq, a predicted model, not a curated record
AUGGUGGAGACACGUAGCAAAAGCAAAUCAGUUGCGAACUUAACGGUUGUGGAAGUCGAACGAUCGCAUCGCGAUCGCACCGACCGAUCGCGCCGCGACCGAGCGGCUUCAACAACCGCAAUUGAGGACGUAUCGGCAUCAUCAGCUAGAAUAGUCACACAAACGGCGGACGCCUCCACCUCGGUACCAGCGUCAUCUCGCUGUACCAAGCGUCCUACUGACACCACUAGCUCACAUCAUAGAGUCGAAGCCCAUACGUCAUCAACUAAUAAGACACAUAGCUGUUGCAGCAAAGAGCGCUCGCAGUCCUCGCGGUCGGCCGCGACUGUCCGCGCCCAGAAGCUCGCCAUCGAAGCGGAACUCCUGCGAAGCAGAGUGGCACGUCAACGUGAACUCUCGCGUCAACAGGCGGAACGCGAGCAACUAGCUCGUUUGGAGUUCGAGGCUGAGCAGAAAGAGUUGGAAGCUAAACUCGCCGCACUGGAUGCCAAAGAUAAGUCUGCGCAUUCACAUAGUUCUCGUCAUUCCAUUCGCGAUACCGAAAUACGUACAGCGACAUGGGUUUCACAGCAAAAUGCGAACAUGACCAUGGCACAUGUGAACAUACCCGGGAAUGCACCGACUGUCACCUUGGACGAUAACCAAGGACCUAUAUUACAGCCGGCCGCCCUUCCCACCACGGUCUCGUCACAUAUACCACAUGUCAACCACGCUAACCAAUCGAAACCUGCACGUACCAUUGGCGACAACUACACAACCGUAGCCAGACUCCCAUCAACUGAGCACCCACCAGCGGACCCCAUAGCCCAACUUACCCACGCAAUCAACAGUCUGUCUAACCAUCCUAAAAAGCCCGAUCUCGUCCCCUUCUCAGGUGACGUUAAUCAAUGGAUGGCCUUUAAAAGUUGUUACGAAAGAACUAAACUAAAUUUUUCCGCAACAGAGAACCUAACACGUUUAAACAACGCCAUUCGGGGACCGGCGUACCAGGCCGUGGCGUCACUCCUGUGGACCUCUUGCGACCCCCAGGCCGUUAUGAGCACAUUGGAGCAGACUUAUGCCCGACCAGAAAUUCUCGUCGCCCGUGAGGUCGCAGAGCUACGCAACACCCCAAAGUUAAGUUCCCCUGAAGACUUAAAUUCACUUGCAAAUAGAUUGCGUAAUUUCGUAGCUACUUUAAAAUUAGUAAACCAGUACGACUAUCUAUAUUCACCCGAGCUUUUUCGUAUAAUUUUACUUAAAUUAACCGAACACACUAGAGCUCGUUUUACGGAUUUUGCUGCAACUCACGUAAGUGAGCAACAAUGUGUAGCAAAAAUAGAGUUGCUGUCACAAUUUUUAUUAGUAGAAGCAGACAAGCAACUCCGUUACAACUUUGUACAAGACUAUACUAUCAAGCCGCACACCAUACAUUCUAGGGUCCAUAGUAACAUAAAAAAGGAAACAAUACAUGUUACGGCUUCUAAUAGUAAGACAUCAGAAUGUACAUACUGUAAACAGGGUUGCCACAGUAUAAAGUCUUGUAAGAUAUUUUUGUCUCUUACAGUAGAUAACAGAUGGCGUUGGGUUCGAGACAACAAAGUCUGCUAUCGCUGUCUCAAAUCGAAUCCUCAUAAAUGGAACAAUUGUCGAGCUAAAUGUUGCGGAGUCAAUGGAUGUUCACGUCGUCACAACUCUCUUCUACAUGGCACGCCGCCCGACGAUAUUAAGACUAGUCCGACAUCUAACAUCCAUUGCACUCAAAUACCACUCGACAUUACAACCGUUCCUACAGAUAUAGCCAACGAACCCAUUAAAGUCGCUAAUACGUCCGACAUCUUAAUUAACACAACAGGUGCACCUUCACGUCCACGCGGAUUAUUGAAAGUAUUACCUGUCAUUCUCGAAGGUCCUGACGGCGAAUACGAAACUACAGCGCUGCUAGAUGAAGGUAGUACGGCAACGCUAAUUGAUAAUAAGGUGGCAAUGCGCAUCGGCGCCAAGCCCGCCUGUCAAGAGCGUCUUCGUAUCGAAGGUGUAAACGGUAUGUCAAAAGAUGUUGACGUUGGUUACGUAAACUUCUAUAUCCGAGGACGUAACCUAUCCGACCGCUACUUAGUAGAGCACGCACGUGCUAUCAAUCCGCUAAGCUUGCGUGUUCGAAGCCAAAACAUAACCGACUACAUGGACUACCAGCACCUGUCAGACCUAUCUGAGGAACUUUCAUGCGCGAAUGCCACACCUAGUGUUCUCAUUGGAGCCCCUGACUGGCAUCUAUCCCUGAGCCGCGAGGUAAGAUGCGGAAAAAGGAAUGAACCCGUCGCCUCGAGAACAUUACUAGGUUGGGUACUCCACGGUGCCAUGUCAUCAUCAUCCAAACCGCUCGAUUUCGUUAAUUAUGUUUGUGAUGAUUUGGACAACCUUAUAAAACGACAGUAUGAGAUCGACUCCUUGGGUAUAACAAAAAACUUACCACUCGUUAGUGACGACGACAAGCGAGCGAUAGACACUAUCGAAAAUUCUGCUCGCCAGCUUGAAGAUAAUCACUACGAAGUUGGAUUGCCCUGGAAAAAGGUCCUACCAACUCUCAUACCUGAUAGUUACCCACAGGCACUAUCCCGUCUCAGAGCUCUUGAAAGACAAAUGUCCAAAGACGAGUCAUUUGCGGCAGCAUAUCACAAUUUUAUUAAUGAUAUCGUCCGUAAAGGUUAUGCCGAAGAGUGUGAUCCACAGACGUAUUAUAAACGACGGCCACAGAAUAUUUCCUGUACUAAUCCGAAUGGUACAAUCCGUUGGUAUCUGCCAACCUUCGGGGUAUUUCACCCACAGAAGAAAAAGUUACGAGUGGUUCACGACGCGGCGGCUACCUCAAAAAGCGUAAGCUUCAACAGCUUGCUAUUACAGGGCCCUGAUUUAUUGUGCUCUUUGUUAGAUAUCCUAUUUCGCUUCAGAGAGGGCGCUGUGGCAUUAAAUGCUGACAUUAAAGAAAUGUUUCCGCAAAUAAAAAUUGCUGAAAAGGAUAGGGAUGCUCAACGCUUUCUUUGGCGUAAUAAAGAUGGCACAAUUAUGGAGUACCGUAUGAAAGCUAUGAUUUUCGGUGCUGUAUGUAGUCCAUUUAUUGCGCUCUAUAUUAAAAACAAAAACGCAAAGAAAGCAGAGGCCACCUAUCCCCUCGCAUAUAAAGCAAUAGUGGAAGAUCAUUAUAUGGAUGACUACCUCGGAAGCCACUCUAAUGUCACUGAAGCAGCACAGAUAGCGUCCGAUAUAAUCACUGUACAUAAAACAUGCGGUUUUGAAAUGCGGGGUUGGAUAUCAAACAACUCACAAGCAUUGUCUCUCGUCCCCAAAAACCUCAGAAGCGAAUCGAAUUCCGACGUUUACUUACCACCAAACAACGACGUUGGUAUUCUAGGCGUUAAAUGGAACCCUCUCCAUGACUCGCUCACCUUUCGUACAGGACACCAAUUACCUGACGUUCUAACCAAACGUAGCUUACUAUCCAAUAUUAUGAAGGUGUAUGACCCACUUGGCCUAUUAAUGCCUAUCAUCAUCUCGGGUCGUAUCCUAUUUCAGAAACUGUGGCGAGCAGGUAUUGACUGGGAUACCCCCAUACCUCACAAAUUUAUCGUUGAAUGUGAAGACUGGUACACUAAAUUACAGGGUACUGCCAAUAUCAAAAUCGCACGUUGGUAUAUGUGUAAGUCAGAUCCUAUCGACGUUCAGCUGCAUGUCGUAGCUGACGGCGGCGAACAGGCUUACGCCUGUGUCGCAUAUUGGCGUUUUACCUACAACGACGGUUCAAUUUCCACAGCGCUUAUAGGUAGUAAAGCACGUGUCGCACCUUUAAAACCGCUCUCCAUACCUCGCUUGGAGUUGCAGGCAGCACUCAUUGCUUCGCGAUUCGCACAAACCAUUCUACGCGCGCAUCGUUUUAACCCCUCCACGAUAACUUACUGGACGGACUCGACCACUGUACUUAAAUGGAUCCGCAGUGACGCUCGGACAUUUAAACCUUUUGUCGCCCACAGGUUGGGAGAGAUACUGGAGACCACAAAUCCGUGCAAUUGGAGGUGGAUUCCUACCUCUCUCAACGUGGCCGAUGAUGCCACUAAACCCAAAAAUAUAGACUUAUCUCUAUCUCACAGAUGGUUUACCGGUCCACCAUUCCUUUUAGAACCACCACUUCUUUGGCCGACUGAGAAUGAAAGCGACGCAGAGGAGAUUUCACCAGACCCCGAGCUAAAGUCGGAACUUGUGAUGUUGCUCUCCUGCGUCCAAUCACCUGAUCCCCCAGUACCUAUUGCAAUUCGAUUCAGUUCGUGGCCUCGUUUACUACGUGCUACCGCUCGCGUUCUCCAAGGUGCACGUCUGUUUCGGCUUAAACUAUCUCGGCCAAUUAACAUAAAUUCUAAAUUGUUUCUAGAUGACACCACAUCUCCCUCACAACUUCGUGUUCGGGACGUCAUAGAAGCCGAGAAGAUGCUAUUCCGUCGAGCUCAAAUAGACAGCUUCCCCGGAGAGCUGAAAGCCAUCCAAACUACGCAGCCCCUGCCCAGAAACAGUCGCAUUGCUACACUUGCACCGGUACUAGACGAAGAUGGAUUAUUACGAAUAGAUUCUCGUAUAAAACGUGCCCCAGACGUGUGUGAGAAUGCGAAAUCACCUAUCAUUCUGGAUGGCCGCCACCAUAUCGCACGGCUACUGAUUCUCCAUCAUCACAUACAGUCAGCACAUGCAUUCAAUGAGCUCAUCUUAAACGAAAUAAGACAAAGAUUUUGGAUACUAAGAGCGCGAAAUACUAUCCGCAGCGUAGUACACACAUGUAUGCAGUGUCGCAGAUGGAAAGGCAAGGUAAUCAAGCCACAGACUGGCGACUUACCGCUAGAACGAGUUGACCACAGCAAAAGACCAUUUACACAUGUAGGGCUCGAUUACUUUGGCCCUAUUGUAGUUACCGUACAUCGUCGCAACGAAAAACGGUAUGUCGCCCUUUAUACAUGCCUAGUCACAAGAGCGUUACAUCUCGAAGUAGUACCUUCGCUUUCAGCCGACGCCGCCAUAAUGAGCCUGAGGCGUUUCAUAGCUCGUCGAGGAUCCCCUUGUACCAUAUACUCGGACAAUGGUACGAAUUUUGUUGGUGCUUUCCGUGAGUUACGAUGCCUUUAUGACGACCCGGUGGUAGAGUACGCAACCAACCACAAAAUUGAGUGGCAUUUCAUCCCACCUGCGUCGCCAUUCAUGGGCGGAGCCUGGGAGAGACUUGUGCGAACCGUCAAAACAGCCUUGAGAUCCUGUCUGAGCAGAAAAACAAUAAAGGAGGAAACAUUAGUCACACUCCUACUCGAAGCGGAAGCCAUCAUCAACGCGAGGCCACUCACGUAUAUUUCGCCAUCGCCACACGCACCCGAGGCAUUAACGCCAUUCCACUUCAUCCUGGGCACUUCAUCAACAACACCAUGGACAAGUUCGCUAACAGACGCCGACUUAGUACGCAGAUGCGAUUGGAGGAGGGUACUGCGUCUGGCUGAUCACUUCUGGGCACGGUGGCUGCGCGAAUAUUUACCGACGCUCCGGUCAAGAGGACCCCACAGAGGGACGGCAACCGUAGCUGAGGGUGAUGUGGUGCUCAUCGCCGACUCUUCCCUACCUCGUGGCCUCUGGCCCCUAGGUAGAAUAGUCAAGGUCUAUCCAGGCCCGGACGGAGUGGUCCGCGUGGCGGACGUCCUUACUAAAGGCGGUACGUUACGCAGACCAGUCCGAAAAUUAAUUUUAAUGCAAGAAGAGCCGCAGUCGGUCGCCACCAGUAGUUAG